CUAGGCCUAAUACUAUAUAGCGGUUCAAAGUUUUUAUUUUACACGAAUACACACUGAUAGAUUUUCUUAUAGAACCAAAUUUCACAUUUUUUAGAAUCUGGUCUAUUAUACUGUAUUUCUUGUUUUGAAAAGACAUUGAAGACAUGUACAUGACCUGAUUUUUUCCUUUAUAUAUUAUUAUAUUGAAGGUCAAUUGAGAGUUCAUGUAGACUAGAUUUCACACCCGGUUUGCUUCCUGUGACUUUCUAGUUUUCUACUUCGAAAUGUUUUACGUUCCGUCUAUACAAUAAAUAGAUUUAAAUAGAAAUGAUUGCUAGAUUGACUUCAAUGCCAAGUUAAUUUUGGGGAAAUUAUCGCCCCAUUUAUUUUAAUAAAAAGAAUAGCAGUUAUGAUAAUAGCAUUAGUCAACGUAUAUACAUACAAUGUUCGCAGAACUGUUUCAUACGUUAUCUUUUUUUCUAAGGGCUACUUUAAAGGACAAUCAGUGCAUUUUUAAUUUAUUUUAAGCUAUUAUAUUAACAAAAUUCAGUCCUUUGCUUUGAGUAGUACAUUUGCUAAGAGUUACUUAUUUCUCUUAUCCACAAAAUCAUUUUUUCGUGAAAUGUAGAACGUCAUAUUGCAAAUUUUUUAAAUAUUUCAGGUCUUCUCAAUGGGAGUAAGCUCGUCAAGGUAGAGUAUUAAGUGUGCCUUAUGACAAGGGGCAUUCAAUAACGCUUUUUCAAGGAGAGAUAUACAGUUUGCUACUCUCUGAUAUAGUAGCUUUUUAAUUCGGGAAAUGCGCAGAAGAGUAUCAUACAUCCUCAAAUUAUUGCUCCUCCAUAACCUAUUGGUGCAUGUUUUUCAUUGUUUUCUUUAAGGAUGGCCCAGAAAAUUGUCUGGUCUAUUCGUAAGAUAUUGUUAUUUACCGAAUAUCUAUUUCUUUACUUAGUUUUUCUAUUCUAGAGUAAUUUUGGUUGCCGCCAUUUCCACUUUGGUAUAAGCUUAUAGAAUCUUCAGUAAUCUGCUUGCACCACUAUUCUUCUUCAUGUUUUCCUCUAAUUAAGUUUCUACGGCAAUUGUAUAUCUAUGAUCAGUAUUUAGGGAUUUUGCGCCAUCAAAAGGACUAUUAUGCCAUAUAAUGGUGUUUUAUCGUUCCCACGUGUUUCAAUUUUGCUGUCCCUGCUCUGCUGUCUUUCCUUAUACGAAAGAAAAUCGUAUCAGUUAAUUCUAUUUUACUAUAUAUUCAAAUUAUUUACUUCUUAGAAGUUAGUCUUCUCAAUAGAAGGAACGAAAAGAGCACAUUAACUUCUUUCGAAUUCUAUUAAAAUGGCGGAUCAGUCGUUGUCAUUUCACUUUCCCUGAAAAUAAACUCAUUACAGGCGGAGAAGGCAAAUGUAGGAUUUGUUGUUAUAUGGACUGUUUUAUCAGAUUCUGCUUUUCAGCUUAGGAAUUAAUUGAUAUUCACCACACGCAAAUAUCAAAAUCAUUCCUGAACUUGCAGUCACAUCUGUACUGCUUUCAGGACCCCUGCACUUUCAUCAUAUUUGCUAAUGUCACAUUUGUUUGUUUCAUAUAUUGAAUAUUUACCGUAGGAUAUGUAACAAAAUGAUAGAGAUCAGCCUGUUCCCUUGGGCAAGUCCUAGCAAACAAUAAAAAAAUCUAUGAGUUUCAUUAAAAGUCAGUGAAAGUAACAUCAAAACUUUGCGAGUCAGAGAGAAGAUUAGUCUAAUAAUCACUAAAUCAUUAAAUUAUACUGACAAAGUUCAUCAUGUUAACUAUAAGUAUUUACUGAAGUAUAUAACAUGAGUAUUCUCACCAUCAUAAGCUUCAUCAUCACGAUAUGAGGUUGUAUAUUAGACUUCUCCGAAGGUGAAACGCUAAAUUCUGUACACCUGCUGACACUUUUUGGCUUCCACCCAUGUUGGAGAUUUGAAUUGUCGAAACCAAUCCUAAUGGAGUAAAAUUCAGGAAGAGCGCAUGCGUAGAGCUGCUGAAACAUCCAAUCGUCAACAACUUUGGGACUAUUCAGGAAUCGCUGGCUAUGAUGAUUGGCUAAAGUUUCCCAGAAUUCUGGGAUACUAAAGACCGAAAUCACGUGAUCAUCCUAAAACAACGUUUUUUCUCGAAGUUCUACGCUGCUUCUGCUGGAACUAAAAGCGGUAUUUUACCAGAUAUUCAAUUUGUACAUAAAUAAUUGAAUAUAGAAUAUUCUAUUAUCUAAAAUAUCGAUAAAUUUGAUUUUAAGAAUUUUUUCGAUAGAAAUUGAAAGUAAAUAUUCUCAUCGGCCUACCAGUGGAUGCGACUCUGAGAAAAUUACUGUUAGCAUCAAUGUAUACAAAUGUGAAAUACUAAGAUACCGUAAAAAAUUCACUUUUAUUAUUAUUGACGGAAAUCGAUAAACUACUGGUAGUGUCAUCUCCAUUGCAAUAUAUACUACAAACCAAUUGUUUACAUAGACUGAAAAGGAUUUGUAAAGCAUCCGAUUUGGUAUGCAAUUCAUUAAAUGAAUACUUAAUUAUCUCUUGUAACCAAUGAUUGAGUGGUCUUAAACAUGGAAGAAGAUGAGAAAAAAGAUGAAUCCGAUAAUUCGUGCAGCGAUUUGGAUAGCAUUCCAACUUCAUCCUCUUCAAGUCAAUCUUCUAUUGAUGAUCGGAUAGAAAUUCUUGAGGAUGAGUCUAAUGAUUCUUUCAAAUCUCUUAAGAGGAAGGCUGAUAGCGAGUCCGCGGACUUUGAUCAGAGUGGUCAAGAGGGUGAAGAUGUUGAUUGGUCAGAGAUUCCUUCAGAUAAACAACUAAAGAUUGACAAAUUAAAAAUAGCUAGAGUUGAACAGUCAAAAACCAAAUCUGGUGGCGUAUCUCAAAUUUUACCUCAAACCCAGAAUAUUUCGGUAGUUAAUUCAUUAAACAACCAAAAUAAAGGAACCUAUUUAAUAGUUCAACAACCUGGACAGUCGCCCAAUCGUUUACCCACCAGCGGAAUGUCUCUGCUUAGGCUUCCUGGAAACCAAGUUCCCGUACAAAAUCAAUUCCUUUUAGUUCCUGGUCCAACAAAUGUUCCAAAUCAAAGAAGACAAUUAUUACUAAUACCAACAACAGCAGCUGGAGGUCAACCAAAACUUGCUCCAAGAUUAGAGAAAGCAUCGACUGAUUCGGAGAAAAAGAGUCCUUGUAAAGUAGCACCAGAAAGUUUAUAUUUACCCAAGUCUAGUAGAAAAAAAGACAUGGAACAUUUUACAUCUUUAUUUCAUAAUUAUAUGGAAAAAAUUGGAGAAAAGCCAGAAAACGAUGGUAGCUUAUCAGCAUCAAAACCUUGUCGAAAGUGUACUUUUAGAUUCACCAACGAAUCAGCUUUAAAUCAGCAUGAAAAGCAUUCUUUCGAAUUAGGAUUAAUCUGUCAUCGUUGUGACAAAAUGUUAAUUGUUCAUAAUGUUUGUUCAAUAUUGUCUCAUUUAAAGGGCCAUCAUACUGACUGGAAAUCUGGAAUUUUACAAAUGUCAGUCAAAUGGCAUUUAGAUAGUGGUAUUUCUUCCCAAGACAACAAAUUAGAUAUAUCUUAUUUCUCUAAUACGGAUAAACCAUCAAUUAGAGGAAAAUGUCUGUACUGUAGUGCAACUGUUGAUGAUUUGAAAAGCCAUCUUAGAGGUGAACCAGAAGAGCAGGCAAGGAGUCAGUGUCCCCAUUGUCAACAAUUGUUUGGAUCAAAGUGUGCACUAAUAGCUCAUAUGAACACCUGCCAAUACGUGGGAAAAAGGGAAAAGAAGGAAAUUGAUGACAAUGUCUCUUCAUAUUCUUCCUGCCCAGAAUGCGGUCUCAUUGUUCGAGAUUUGGAAAUAUUAACAAAACAUUACUAUCUCACGUGCCAUCACAAUUCUAGAAGAAUGAAAUUUAUUUGUCAUUUUCCAGAUUGUGGAUCAUUGUUUGACGAUUUUUCUCAUUAUAUAGAUCAUCUAUCUUUCAAUCAUGACAGCCUUUUGCGGAAAUGUCCAUUGUGCCCGGUUGCAAUAAAAGUUCACGGUGAAACUCCUGUCGGAAGUAGAUUUGCAGAGCAUAUGACAAAUCACCAUAAGGAUCAUAAAGAUAUGAAUAUUGAAUCUACUACUAAAGCUUAUUCCUGUAUCUUCUGUCCUAAGAAGUUAUUUGUUCAGCGUCAUUCCUAUACAAUGCAUAUGGCAACUCAUGCUAAGCAAAAUUUAGUUGUAUUUUAUUCCUGCUAUAUUUGCCCUAAGGGUUUUCUUAGCUAUGAAGAUUUUCGUCAUCAUCUGAAGCAGACACAUGAUUUUCAACUUUGUCUCUUUAUGUGCCCAGUAUGCGGAUCAAAUUACGUUGAGCAGAAUGAGAAAUGCUUAAAAGAGCACGUGGCAACUUGUCCUAAAAAUAAAGAUGAAAAAGCUUUCACCUAUCCAAAGGUAAAAGAGUUUACUCACGAACAAUGCGAUUUCUGCUUAAUUGCUUUCCGUACAAAUGAUGCUUAUAAAAUUCAUAUGAAAGAGAAGCAUGAUGGAAUAUCUCAAGAUAUUCAACCGUAUCAACCGAUUUUAAAAGUAAAGCCAAUGGAGAAAAAGACCAAUAAACCUGCUACAGCAAGCAUGGAAAAAAUCGGUAAGAAAAUAUGUUUUGAAUGUGGCGAAAAAUAUUUAAGUUGGAGAGAACUUGGAGAACACGAAUCUACAUGUCACAAUAAAAAUUAUCCAGCAAUUUGUCAUUUAUGUAAUUCAUCAUUUUCUAAUAGAAACUAUUUGGAUGAACAUUUAUCAUUUGAACAUUUGGGAAGAGUUCGCCAACAAAUAACUCAAUUAAUUUGUAAUAUUUGCGGAAAAUCUAAAACAUUUGCCAAAAAGGACAAACUUCGCCAACAUUUAUUAACUUUUCAUGAUAAAAAUUUAACAAAGGAGGAAUUGGCGGAUUUUAUCGAGAAUGGCAAAGAAGAUUUGUCAACCAGUUUAUCAGCAAAUGAUGUUCGACUUUUAUCUUUUUCAAAAGGUAAAAGAAUUUGCGCAAGAUGCUCAUUUGAAACGAAAAAUUCAGAGGAUUUUAUUAUUCAUAUAAGGAAGCAUGCUGUUCAAACAAUUGAUCAUGUUGUUCAAUGUACUUAUUGUGGCUUAAAUUUCGUUGGAGUGGCGGGUUUAAAGCGACAUGUAUUUAUUGUUCAUGAUAUUGGAGAUAGUAUUGAUCUAAAAUCUACGUCAAAAGAGGAAAUUCCACAAAUGAUCUCUAGUCUAAUUGAUAGUAAUGAGAGUGAAAAGUGUAUGUCAGUGAAGAAAGAAGAAACUCUAUCUUGCAGAGAAUGUCAAGAGGAGUUUGAUGAUAAAGAUGUGUUGGCUAAGCAUUUGAGAAAACACGGAAUGGCCUUUAUUAAACAUACGUUAAGCUGAAUAAAAAGAAGCAAAUGCUUAAAUUUAGUCCAUAAACAAUAAAAUUUUCUUUUUCUCUUAAAGAGAGACAGAGAUAGAGAUAGAUGUAGAGAGAAAGAAAGACCAAGAAAGAGAGAGAAAGAGAGAAAAAUAUUUAUACCACCAAUUGAAUAAUAUAAAAAUAAGCUUUAUUAACUUCUUUUGAAACUGUAGAUAUGGAAAGACCUGUCCAAUAAUUGUGUUGCUAAAAACAAGGGAAAUAAUAUUCACGCUUAAUUUUAAUAAAUUCCUAUAAAUUAUUCAAUUUAUUUAAAUAAUUAAUGAAAAAUUGUAUAUAGUUUAUUUUGUUUUCUUUAAACUUGAUGGCUAAGUUAGUUAUCGUUUAGUUUUAAUAGUUACACUUGUAAUGUUUAUAUUUGAAAUAUUUUUAAUAAUAAAAGAAUAAAUGAAAUUAAUUGGCCAUUUAAUCAAAUCUUAAAGUUAUGGUUAUUUUCUUUUAUAUAUCUGUCAACUAUUAGAGAGUUUUUGUUACACAUUUCAGGAGUUUGAUUCUGUUACUAUACCCUUUUUC
Molecule: messenger RNA, 5900 nt
Organism: Dimorphilus gyrociliatus
Lineage: Eukaryota; Metazoa; Annelida; Polychaeta; Dinophilidae
Source: the annotation of a GenBank genome assembly